Messenger RNA from Anopheles maculipalpis, 1202 nucleotides. Its product is annotated as TLC domain-containing protein 3A. Gene Ontology annotation, cellular component: membrane; endoplasmic reticulum. The transcript is spliced from 5 exons. NCBI's taxonomy places the organism in Eukaryota, Metazoa, Arthropoda, Insecta, Diptera, Culicidae. The record is from RefSeq and is a predicted model, not a curated record. Bases 5 to 1192 code for a protein of 395 amino acids. Gene Ontology annotation, biological process: lipid homeostasis.
CACGAUGGUGGAAAAGCUCGACACACGGAGCUGUGUGUUUUCCCUGCUCUACUCGGUCGGUUCGUUUGCGGUGGCAUGCGCCAGUCUGUCCACGCUCAACCCGAGUGAUCGCAUAUCGGUACAGAAAGGUGCGCUGCUUAUCAGCUUUGGCUUCGUGUACUUUGUCGCACUAACCGAGUUUCUCAACAAACUGCUGCUGAGGACACCGUUCGGGCACAGCUUUGUCAAGCGCUACCGGUUGCGUGUUUCCGAUGUGUUGGACAUAACGAACAAGCUCGUAUCCGCCGUGCAGGCCGCCUUUUCCUGCAUUGCCGGACUGUUUGUGUGCCGCUGGUCGUGUCCGAGAAAUUUUCUGCACGCUUCCCAUUUUUUGUCCGAAUCGUACGCAUGGUUUGCGGCAUCGUACUUUUUCUACGACCUUUGGUCGAUGUACAAAAUCUACGCCGCCGAAGCGGCGAUUAAGUUAAAAGUAAAGCUCGGUUUGCAAUCGGCAGUCGCCGGGGAUAAUAAUAAUGAUGUGGGACGAGCCACCAACGGUGGUUCCAAUGGUGUACUGGCGGAAAAGACACUGCAGGCGCUGGACGACAUUCCUAGCGUGGGACAGGGAACGCUUUCGUUUGUGAAUCCGUGCAAACUGGGCAUUCCUAGCUUUGCCAAAUAUCUGUCAACGCAUCCUUUGAUGGUGUUCCAUCAUCUGUUCAUCGGGUCGUACGGGUUAGUUGUAAUAUCGUACCUUCGCGGCGGCCUAGGAGACUGUGUAUUUAGCUUCAUGUUUAUGAUGGAGCUAUCCACACCGUUCGUAUCAUUCCGUAGCAUUUUGAGCGUGAUGGGAUUGAAACAAUCGAAGCUGUACGUGAUCAAUGGACUGGUGAUGCUGGUCACGUUCUUCUGGUGUCGCGUCUUUUUAAUGCCCUACGUCUGCUACUACUACAGCCAGGUGGUGAACAAACCGUUUUUGGAGGCUGUAUGGAAUCUGCCAUGGGGUUGCAAAGCAAGCAUUUUGGCACUGUUCCUGCCCCAACUCUACUGGUUCCGGUUGAUGGUACGAGGUGCACUGAAGGUCUUUUUCCCAGCGAAAAACAAACGCAACACAAAACAUGCGGCCAAUUCGUGCGCAAAUGAAGUGUCCGCCAAUGGGGAAACUAUGAAAACAUCCCAAUCCAAAGAUAGUGAAGUACGGUCUCUAAUGUAAGUAUAAACAG